CUGUCACUAAGAACAAUGGGCCUGCUUCUCUAUCUAUAGACCCACAUUAGGAGUGAAAGACAGAAAAAGAGGGAGACGGAGAAAGCCAAAGCAAGGAUUUGGAGAGGUGCAGAGAAAGACGAGCAGAGAUAGACAGAGGGGUUACAAAUGAAAAAGAAGUGCUCUGAGAAGCAAGACACUGACUAGGUCAGAAGAGAAAGCACUGUGAGGAUACCCCCCCCCCCUCCCCGCCAAACAAUGGACUUUUCUAACUUAAUUUCUCUGGAAUAAGGGAAGGUAACAGUGGAUCGGCAAUUAACAGCUUUUCAGCAUAUUUGUUUCGAGGUAGUACAGUUUUCACAACAAUAGGAUCCUUUAAAGAGAUUUAAUCCGAUACGAAGGCGUCGCAGUGGGUGAGUCACACUGAACGUCAUCUGCUGAUGGAGGAGUCUGGUAGUCCGCGUUUCCGGAAGCUCCAUUUCCCUGUGGGCCUGUGGAUAAAUUCUCCUCGGAAGCACUUUGCCAAGCUGGGAGCACGCUGGCCCAGUGCAGUAUCAGUCAAAUCUUCCAAUAGCUCAGAUGCAGCCUCUGUGCAUGAGGCCCCACCUCCAGCCCCUACCUCUGCCCUCUCACUCUCUAACCCCUCUCUAGCCCCGCCCUCCCCCUCAACCCCCCCGGCCUUCCUUCGCCCUCGUCCAGCCAAUCAACAGUCUCGUGCCAAGCGCCUGUCCCAUCUCUUCCUGAGAGGGAGGUCCAACAGCGAUCGUGACCGUGCCAUUGGAGAACGUGAGCGGGAACUGUGGGCACACUCAGCCACUCCGUCGUCGCAUCACUACCUGCCCCCUGCCUCGUCUUCAGCCCCGGGCCUGGUGAAGAUCUACGGCGAUGCUCUGUCGAGCGGGGCGAACUACCGUAGCCUGCUGGCUAACAUCCACUCCACUGCACGACAGCUCAUCCAGCAGGUCAUCACCCGCUACACCGAAAGAGAGCGUGAGAGCGAGAGCGAUGACACAGUUCCACAGAAGCAUUGCCCGGAGGACUUCCUGCUGUGCGAUGUCAUCGGAAAGCCAAUCCAGCAGGCGGAUGGAGCCGUCCAAUGGCAGACGGAGUGCCGGAGAGGCGUGGCUCCCUGGGAAUGCCCCUUGCUCCUGGUGGACAUGUGGAGGCCCAAGGACGGCUUUGAGCGCCGCUUUGAGAUCCAGCGACGGGAUGAAUACGAGAGGGAGGAGAGGGAGAAGGAGAAGGAGAGAGAGAGGGAUGGGGAGAACUACCAUGUGCGCUGGAGGCGGAGCCGCAUGGCAUCAGGAGGCGGUCCUGAAGAGGAGAGAGGUCAUCGUGGCCGGAACACGGAGCUCCGAAGGAGCAUCAGUGAAAUGAACAUAAGCCUGAGGCGCCGCCAUGGCAACCAGGCCACCAACGACCCCAGAUACGGUGGCAACACAGCAACCAAUGGUGGACCACAGGACAGGAAGAACAUAGUGAGCAUGAUAGCAACGGAUACAGGAGAGGUCACUACAUCAAGGGUUUCGGGUGAUGUGGAGCGACGUCCACGAGGGUCGGACGAGGACAAAGAUGCCUGUGACCUGGAAGUGAUGUCCCAGAGCCUGAUCCUCCCGCCCACAGACCGCCCAUACUUCCUGCUUCUGCAAGGCUUUGACCAAAGCAAGGACUUUGUGCUGUACAUCAUGGCGGGCCACACGCAUGUGUUCGGCCGGAAGCCGACGGUCCGCGAGAGGGAGAAGGACAGGGAGAGGGAGAGGAAGGGGAAGAGGUCCCUCCGAGUGGACACCUUCCUCUCAGCUCCUGACCUGCUCACCCGCCACCUCCUCAUCAGGAGGGACUCCGCUGUCUCUGAGCAGUCCUGCGGUCAAGCUCUGGUGCGUCCAUUCAGAGGAGGGGCCGUCACUCAUAACGGAGUGGUACUGUACAGAGAGGCGGUGCUUAUGCCUGGAGACCUGAUAGGGCUUGGGAGUCACUUCCUCUUCCUGUACCGCGAUCCCCGUGUGACCCCUGCCCCGCCCAUUGCGCUGGCCCCACCCUGGCAGGAUGAAAGUACAGCUUCCUUUGGCACUGGAAACAUGGUGGACAGGCAGGAAGCUCUCAGGCAUUAUCUGGGCUCCACUGAGGCAGUGUUGAAAUUUCAGGCCAAGCACGCAGACACUCUCCUUCAGGAAAUUAUCUCGAAGAAUUCGACUCCUGAUUCAGGAGGUGGACCCCUAGCGCCAGCCUAUCUGCUGUCACUCGUAAUUGAACAUGCCUCCAAACAUCUGGACCCUGCAUUAACACCCCAACUAUUAUUAAAGGCAGCCAAUCAGAUAAAAACAAUUGUGUGGGACAACAUUAAAGACUUUGGAGACAAACAUCCCACACAAACUUCUCCAGACUCCGAAGCUGACCCUCCUCCUCCUAGCGUGCAGAAGCUCUCCUCUGACCUCCGACCCCUCAUGUUCUGGAUGUCCAACGCCACUGAGCUCCUCAACUUCUUCCAGGUCAAAGCUGAAGAUAUGGAGAAGGAGUGGGAAUUUGAAGUGCCCGGUGACCCAGUUCUCUCAGCUGACAUGGACAUGUGUUCCGAGGCGCUGGCGCAGCUUGAUGAUGUCAUCAUGCACACCUUCCAGCAGUGUGUGUAUCACCUCACAAAGACCCUGUACUCUCUGCUGCCCACACUACUGGACACCAACCCCUUCUCGAGCGAGGACAAAGAGAAGGAGAAGGCCGGUGCAACGGACGGCACAGGCCACGUGGGUGGAGGCGACGGGGACGAGGAGGGCGACGUGUCCAGCCUGCCCCCCACGGUGGCUGGCCUGGUGGAGGUGUACCACUGCUCCCUGCAGAUGUCGCGGGAGGCCUGCCUCUCGCCCCCACUCACCUCACAGACCUUCGGCUACCUCUUCUUCUUCACCAACACCUCCCUCCUCAACACCCUGCUGGAGAGAGAUGGUUUGUUUUCCUGGUCUCGUGCGGUGCAGAUUCGCACUAAUCUAGACCUGGUCCUCGACUGGCUGCAGGGGGCGGGCCUAGGAGACAUUGCCUCAGAGUUCCUCAAGAAGCUGUCAGUCACUGUGAAUUUCCUGUGCAUCCCUAAGACCCGCCUCAUCCAGUCAUCUUGGGCCAGCCUACAGGAGGACCAUGCCUUGCUAAGCCCCGCCCAGCUUCACCACCUUCUAACUCAUUAUAAGCUGGGACCAGCCAGAGCUCCGCCUUCCUGCUGGGCUCCACCCCCAGGAACUGAACUUGGAGGUGAUAUUUUUGAGAGUUUCCUAGACCACCCACCUCUCAUCCUACCCAAUGAGACCCCGAGUUUGGACCUUUCUCAGCCAAUUCCAACACCUGAGCUCCAGAAGGAAGUGAUACGUUUGCGAACGUUCCUGUUGGGGCUGGACCAGGAUGAUCUCCCAGCCAAUCAGCGAACAAGGCUGUAGAACUUGCCUUAGAAAAACAGAAAACAAACAUCAUUCUGGAGCUGUGGCCUUAAAUGUAAUUCCCUCAAAUGUCUGAGGUCCAUAGAGGGUCAAUUUAAACUGAAUACACACCCAUAGCCUUGACAUACACAGCACAUGUAUGAGGUUUUAAUAUGCAUCACUUUCUUUGCAGGUAAACAGAAAUGACUGUGAGACUUUGCCUUUAAGUAUUACGGAUAUAGGUUAUGAACCUUUUUUUUUAUUGUUUAUUGGACAAAAAAAAAACUGAAAGGUUGUGCAGGUUGGGUUUGAAUAAUACCUUCACUACAUUGUUAAACUCAAAAGUUGCAAUUUAAACUGCACAAAUUAGGCAAAUCAAUACAAUGAAGAAAGGGUAUGUAAUUGUACUGUUUAUGAGACUCAUUGCCUGGUUGCAAUGGUUACAUUUCAGUGGUUGAUUUACUUCUAGGCUAAUUAAGAAGAAUAUGUGUUUUCAUUAAUUUUUACUUCUUAUAAAUGUAAAAUGGUUUUGGUGGUGACAUUAUAAGUAUAUUACUGCACACUAAUAAGAAGAAUAUAACAUUACAAUUUAUAAUAAACACUUGCUUUAUAGUUUAUAUGGCACAUAUUUCAAACCACAUUGGAUGUGAUGUUGCAUUUUACAGCCCUUUACUAUAAACACUGUAUUUUAGUCAAUACAGUUAAUUAGAAAACAUGUUCAACUUCACUCUCAUAAUUUGGCUUUGCUACUAGCUUUCUUGUUUGUUGCUGGAGUGAAACGUGCACCAUUAUAAUCUCACGUUUUUAGCUGCAUGACUAGCACAACUUCAGUUCCCCACUUUACUACUAAAUUCAUGUUCUAGAUGUAAUGCAUGUUUGCAACAGCCCCUUUAUAACCUCACACUAUAUUACGGUCAGAGGAACAACCAACAUCUGUUUCCUGCUCCAAUAUAUUGACCAGCCUCCCAUAUUGUUAUGUUGAUCAUCUAGAUGCAUCACAUCUUCUCUGCAUAUGGUGUAUUUUCCAAUCUUGCCAAUAAACAUUAAUGGCAUGAGACCA
This is a messenger RNA of Electrophorus electricus (electric eel), 4440 nucleotides long. It is a transcript of the gene rasip1, whose product is annotated as Ras interacting protein 1. Gene Ontology annotation, molecular function: GTPase binding. Gene Ontology annotation, biological process: negative regulation of Rho protein signal transduction; angiogenesis; signal transduction. Gene Ontology annotation, cellular component: cell-cell junction. The record is from RefSeq and is a predicted model, not a curated record. Lineage: Eukaryota; Metazoa; Chordata; Actinopteri; Gymnotiformes; Gymnotidae.